Molecule: messenger RNA, 519 nt
Organism: Aspergillus alliaceus
Lineage: Eukaryota; Fungi; Ascomycota; Eurotiomycetes; Eurotiales; Aspergillaceae
Exons: 3
Coding region: 1-519 (172 amino acids)
Molecular function (GO): flavin adenine dinucleotide binding
Source: RefSeq, a predicted model, not a curated record
AUGGUCCGUUUAUCCGCUCCGGGGUUAUUACAGAUCCUCACCAAUGAUAUAAAGGAUAUCCAAAUUGUAGAUAACUUCAAGCCGGCCGGUGCCCCAGAGAGUAAGAAUGAAGGUCCAGCGGUGAAAAUAGCGGCCGGUAUUAGUUUGCAAGAAUUGUAUACUGCCGCCGCGCGAAGAACAGAACAGUUGUUGGGGAAACAGCUUAUACAGUUGGGACUGCAGGAGGACACUGCCUCCAAACACUUCACACUGACUAUACAAUUAAAGAAAGAGCUAGUCAUAGCGAACGAGUAUCAGAACAAUGAGCUCUUUUGGGCCCUGCGCGGCGGGGGCAGCGGUACCUUCGGUGUCAUCUUCUGGGAGGCCGUGACAGCCUUCCACACAGAAAUUCCCGCUCUCAACGAUGCAGGGGGAGCAGGCUAUUACUGGAUGAUUCCGAAUGCCCCAUUAUCGGAGAACGUUAGCGUAUCAACAAUGUAUAUCAUGCUUGUCUUCCCCAAUCAGACUGACACCACAUAA